Messenger RNA from Gymnogyps californianus (California condor), 2845 nucleotides. It is a transcript of the gene NT5E, whose product is annotated as 5'-nucleotidase ecto. The record is from RefSeq and is a predicted model, not a curated record. The transcript is spliced from 9 exons. NCBI's taxonomy places the organism in Eukaryota, Metazoa, Chordata, Aves, Accipitriformes, Cathartidae. The coding region runs from base 16 to 1608 and encodes 530 amino acids. Gene Ontology annotation, biological process: AMP catabolic process. Gene Ontology annotation, molecular function: nucleotide binding; metal ion binding; 5'-nucleotidase activity. Gene Ontology annotation, cellular component: plasma membrane.
GCGGAGGGCGCGGGGAUGCGGAGGUGCGCGGGCGCGGAGGCGGCGGCGGCGGCGGGCUGCUUCGGCGGCGUGGCGCGGAGGGCGGCGCGGGUGGCGGCGGAGCGGGCCGCGCACCGCAACGUGCUGCUGCUGGACGCCGGGGACCAGUACCAGGGCACGGUGUGGUUCUCCCGCUUCAAGGGCCGGGAGGCGGUCCACUUCAUGAACCUCCUGCGCUACGAUGCCAUGGCUUUGGGGAACCAUGAGUUUGAUGAAGGUGUGAGCGGAUUAUUGGAUCCUCUUCUUAAAAACGCUAAUUUUACAAUCCUGAGUGCAAACAUUAAGGGGAAAACCCCAUUAGCGAACGAAAUGAUGAAAUAUGUUAGUCCUUUUAAAAUAGUACAUUUUGACUCAGAAUCAGUAGGAAUUGUUGGCUACACUACAAAGGAAACUUCUUUUCUUUCACAACCAGGGGAUGAUAUAAUCUUUGAAGAUGAAAUUGAAGCAUUGCAAGUACAAGUGAAUGAACUUACUGCUAUGGGAGUGAACAAAAUAAUUGCACUAGGACAUUCUGGUUUUACUGUGGACAAAAAUAUUGCCCAAAAAGUGAAAGGAGUGGAUGUUGUAAUUGGAGGACAUACAAACACAUUUCUCUAUACAGGCACCCCACCCUCUACUGAACAGCCAGCUGGCCCGUAUCCGUUCAUGGUUGACUCAGAUGAUGGGAGGAAGGUGCCAGUUGUACAAGCUUAUGCUUAUGGAAAAUACCUUGGUUACUUAAAUGUUACAUUUGACCAGAAAGGAAAUGUAGUUGAAGCAGUUGGAAACCCCAUUCUGCUGGACAGCAGUGUUCCUGAAGAUGAGCACAUAAAAGAAGAAGUGGAAAAAUGGAGGACAAACCUGGGGAAUUAUUCUAAAGAGGUUGGAAAAACUAGUGUUUACCUGAACGGUACAAGCCAAGCGUGCCGUUUCCAAGAAUGUAACAUGGGAAAUUUGCUUUGUGAUGCUGUGCUUUAUGAAAAUGUCAGACGUCCGGAUAAAAAGUCAUGGAACCACGUUUCAAUGUGCAUCCUGAAUGGAGGUGGGAUACGGUCACCCAUUGAUGAACAGAGCACUAACGGUAGCAUUACUGUGGAAGAUUUGCUGUCUGUUUUGCCAUUUGGAGGUCGGUUUGAUUUGGUAAGGGUAAAAGGCUCCACUCUGAAAGAAGCUUUUGAGCACAGUGUGCACAGAUAUGGACAAGGAAGCGGAGAGCUGCUGCAGGUUGGAGGCAUCCACGUGGUCUAUGAUCUCUCUAGAGCCCCAGGAAGCAGAGUCGUUAGCUUAGAAGUGCUUUGCACAGCCUGCCGAGUCCCAGCCUACGUCCCACUCCAAAUGGAUGAAAUAUACAAUGUGACUCUUCCGUCCUAUAUGUUAUUUGGAGGAGAUGGCUAUCAUAUGCUGAAAGACAAAAAUCUGGGAUACAGUAAAGGUGAACCUGACAUUGAGGUUGUUUCCCGUUACCUCCAGAGAAUGAAGAGAGUUUACCCAGCAGUUGAAGGUCGAAUAAAGUUUUCUUCUGGCAGUCUUAUUGAAGCAAGUCUUACCCUGAUUUCUGUAUUGUUCACUGUAACAUUCUUGCAUACUUGAUUUUUGCUCACUAUGUUUUCAUUUGGAGGAAGGCAGGAGGAGAGAUGAUGCUGACGAAGGGAAAAGAGAACUGUUCUUUUCUUACUCCUUAAAAUGAAUGAGUGGGCAGAAGUUUCUGCAUGUCAACAGUAAACAGCACAAGCAAUUGUCUUUAAUCUGGUAGAGUCAUUGAAGCACACUGUGCAGAACGAGUGGGCAGAAUUCAUGACUUCUCUUAGUUUGAAUCAGCAGGUACCCACAAUUCAGUUUGAGGUUUCAAGAAGCAAAGUUCCAUUGAAUACUAAUGCUCCAUCGUGAAACAACCACUCACCGAAAUAGGAUAUUUUUGGUUUCUUCAAAUUCUUUUAGCUGCUUUAGAUAGUGAGUUGAUUAAGACUCUGAUUCCAGUAAUGUAAACAAGCUUCUAGAAGUGGAUUUAUUACAGGUGUAUAUACCUUUCUUUGAUCUCCACUCAGGGUUGAAGCUUUCAAUCUAAUAAUGCUACUUUGCUUCCAGUCACAUUUAUCAUACCUACACCAAUGCCUGAAAGAACUGGAUUAAACUCAGUGUCACUAAAAGCAUGACGUCCAUUUACAUGCGAUUAAAAAAAGUUUUUCCAUUUUACUUUUGAAGAUGCAGCAUCUCACGUUUUUCAUUAAUACAGGAUGCAAUGAAAGUUUGAUUUGAUUUCGAUCAAUUUUAACAAAUUGAGUAUAUAUACGUCACUAUUUAAUAUGACCAGUUUGGGAACUGUAUCUAGAGUGAGAACACAAUCUAUGAUUAUGUUUCAUACAAAUGUGCUCAGUUUUACACCUUUUUCCAAAGACCAAAACACAGGACUCCUGACCAUUACUCUGCAUCAGCAACGUUCAGAGAGAAUGUCGGAUACACGCAUUGACUCCUGCAGCACUGGGGCAUCCUUUGGCAGUAGCCCAGUAAUGGGGCUUUUUACAGCAUAACCUGGCUUUGUGAUAAUUGUGAUCAUAACUCAGAAGCCUGUCUCUUCUGUGGGAAGGCUGUGUUUAAAAAAAUAUACAGUUGUAAGAAAUAGGCUAAUGAGUAUAAAAUCAGAAAUAGGAUUAAAUGCUAAGUGUACAUUUCUGACACUUUAUCAAGAAGUGAUUGCUUAUAAAUGAGUGCAAACGAUGACGAUUUUUCUAAGAUUGUUCACAUGUGGAAUUUUGACAUCAAUGUGUUUCCAUGUUGUUUAUUGCUGUAUUAAACUGAUUAUCAGUGUUUUUAAUAAACCUGCUUUGUU